Formica exsecta is the source of this 1166-nucleotide messenger RNA. RefSeq names its product forkhead box protein O-like. Gene Ontology annotation, cellular component: nucleus. Gene Ontology annotation, biological process: regulation of transcription by RNA polymerase II. Gene Ontology annotation, molecular function: RNA polymerase II cis-regulatory region sequence-specific DNA binding; DNA-binding transcription factor activity, RNA polymerase II-specific. Lineage: Eukaryota; Metazoa; Arthropoda; Insecta; Hymenoptera; Formicidae. Bases 515 to 1159 code for a protein of 214 amino acids. The record is from RefSeq and is a predicted model, not a curated record. The transcript has 2 exons.
CUCUCUCUCUCGCUCUCUCUCUCGCUCUUUCACUCUCUCUCGCUCGUUCUCCCCCGCUGCCGCUGUUAUCGCCGUCAUCGUCGCCGUCGCCGUCGUUCUCCUUCUACGACUCUCUUGCUCGCUCGCUCGCGCGCGCUCUUUCGGCACGCAGAACACCGGAAUCCUCAGUUGGUUCAUCGCCGUCGCCAGUCGCACGUGAGGGCACAAUCGCAGCCGCUCCCCGCGAACUCGCCGUCGAACGUCGUCGUCGUCGCUCGGCACGACAGAGUUCCCGCGCGUUCCGAUCCCGCGCUCGAUCGAUGGUCCCUUUUGGUGGUGAUGUGUCGAGGAAUCGCAGUGAGAAGUAGCAGCGACGCACAUUAAUCUGACUUGAACGUGGACGAACGAGGACGUACGAAGGCCAUCUCUCCACACACGUAUACAUUUGUAUCUAGUGAUAGUGCGACCGAAACGCAAUCUGGAUCGUCUCCCUCGCGCCCGAACGGGUUCUCUCGGUGUCGAUCUAUCAUCCAAUAUGAUGGAUUCGGUUCCGGUCUCAGCUACGGGGCCGAUGACCCCGUCCCAACAGCAGCAGCAGCAACAGCAACAGCAGCAGGCGCAGAAGAAGGGAGUCUCCUUCGAGUUCUCGACCUCGCCGGAUCUGGAGACCGGCUUCGAGCCACAGACCAGAGCCCGUUCCAACACAUGGCCGUUACCGCGACCCGAAGGAUACGUCGAGGGCAACGCGCCCGCCACGAAGGAGGGCGCCGAAGGCGGCACGCCGCCCCAUCAGACCCAGCUGGCUCAGGGCGGUCUACUGACGGUGAAGAAGAACUCGUCCAGGAGGAACGCCUGGGGUAACCUCAGCUACGCUGACCUGAUCACGCAGGCGAUCACCAGCGCGCCCGAUCAGCGGCUCACCCUCUCACAGAUCUACGAGUGGAUGGUCCAGAAUGUGUCCUACUUCAAGGACAAGGGUGAUAACAACAGCAGCGCCGGUUGGAAGCCUCCGUGUGCGAUCUUGCGACGCUACCAUGUUGCCAAUAUCGUCAUCUCGAGAUCAUCUGCUCCCCCGCCCACUUUCGGGUCCGGUGCGAACGGGACCAGUAAAAGUUUCCAUCGGGAUUCCUACAUUCGUCAAUUUCUCGGACUUGUUUCGACGCAGCGUUCUAUCCAUUAAGUCGUUC